This is a messenger RNA of Episyrphus balteatus (marmalade hoverfly), 1454 nucleotides long. RefSeq names its product putative carbonic anhydrase 3. Gene Ontology annotation, molecular function: zinc ion binding; carbonate dehydratase activity. NCBI's taxonomy places the organism in Eukaryota, Metazoa, Arthropoda, Insecta, Diptera, Syrphidae. Gene Ontology annotation, cellular component: cytoplasm. Bases 561 to 1409 code for a protein of 282 amino acids. The record is from RefSeq and is a predicted model, not a curated record. The transcript is spliced from 8 exons.
UCAAAAUCUUGGCCUUUGACUAAAACAUCAAUCAUCUUAAUAGCAUCAAUUUUUAAUCCAUGGAGGUUAAAGUAUAUAUUUUUAACUACCAAAUUGGCGUUGUUUGGCCCGGUUUCAAAUUAAUUUGGUUAAGUUACUCCAUUUAAUGUUUUUAAAUAUGUUUUAACCAGAAAAUGAGUUUAAAAAAAUUGCAUAGCAUAUAAUGGGCUUAAUGCAAAUUAAUUGUUUUCAAUUCUAAAAAUACUUUCCAAAUAAACAAAAAAUCGGAAGGCGAGUAAAAAGUGUUUACAACCUAUUUUAUACAAAUUUACAAAAGUGAAAAAAAUGAACGCAAUUAUACCUGAAAAAUUUAAAAUUUGUUAAAUAUUGACAGGAUGGCAAAAACAAAAACAAAAAAAACAACAAUUCUUAUUUUAUAAACAAUGGAUAGCUAUGUACAUAAAUGCUGUUGUUAUUAUAUUCAAAUUGGAGCGAUUUUUGGCAGCUAUAAAUGACUGAUAUCUUGUGACAAAUUCAACAUUUGAGUAUCGUGUGUGAGUUAAGAAGUUCAAAUUCAAACCAUGAUUGGUGUUAAUAUUUUAUUAACUGGCUUCUUCCUUUUACCAAUAGCAGUAAACGGAUUUAAUUAUGAUAAUACCCUUAAAUGGAUCUCAGAAAAUCCAUUAUGUUCUGGGUUUAGGCAAUCUCCGAUUUCGUUGGAUAGACAAAUCUCUAGCCCCUUGGUUAUAUAUCCUAUAACAUUCCACAACUUUGAUGUCGAACUUCAGGGACCUGUUCAUGUUACUAAUAAUGGAAAUGCAGUUGAAAUGGAUGUUGAAAAUACCGUAAAUGGAUUCCAUCCUUUCAUUACUGGUGGUGGAUUAAGUGGUGUCUAUCAGGUAGAAAAUGUUCAUUUCCACUGGGGUUCUAAUCAAAUCCGAGGAUCUGAACAUGCUGUUGGUGGACAAAAGUACGAUUUAGAAAUGCACAUUGUAUGCAAAAACAUUAAGUUUGGAUCUCUCGCAGAAGCUCGUGACGAUCCAUUCGGAAUAGCUGUUAUGGGUGUUCUUUUCAAGGAAGUUGAUACUAAUAGCCUUGAACAUCCAUUAAAACCAAUUAUCGAUCUUUUACCCUCAUUGACAAAAGCCGGUUCUGUAUCACAAAUCGCUCAACCUUUAAAACUUUCGUCUCUUUUGAGUCGUUUGAACCCCAAAUAUUUCUAUACCUACAGAGGUUCCUUGACAACUCCACCAUGUUCUCAAUCUGUUACAUGGCUUGUUUUUGAACAUAUCCAAGAAAUUCCACCUAAUUCGUUACAUCAAUUUUGGAGAUUAAGGGACGCUGAUGAUUUGCCAUUGGUGAACAAUUUUAGACCACUGCAACAGCUGAACAAUAGAAAAAUUUUCUCACGCAAUGCUAAGAGGAAGUAAAUGCGAAAAUAGUGCUACACAGCUUAUAUGUAAAUUAAAUGUUUU